Messenger RNA from Frieseomelitta varia, 812 nucleotides. RefSeq names its product protein lethal(2)essential for life-like. The transcript has a single exon. The record is from RefSeq and is a predicted model, not a curated record. Gene Ontology annotation, molecular function: protein folding chaperone. Lineage: Eukaryota; Metazoa; Arthropoda; Insecta; Hymenoptera; Apidae. The coding region runs from base 90 to 671 and encodes 193 amino acids. Gene Ontology annotation, biological process: protein refolding; response to heat.
CAUGAAACGCUGCUGUCAGUGACUCGUAAGAAGUCGAGCAGUAAAGGUUGUGUGUUCAAGCGAAUUUCACGCAAUUUCAUCAAAUAAAAAUGUCUUUGGUACCAUUGUUGUUCUCUGACUGGUGGGAGACCUUAGAUCGUCCGCAUCGUCUCUUGGAUCAGAAUUUCGGACUAGGCCUCUACCCGGAUCAAUUGUUAACACCAAGCCGGUUGGAAGUAUAUCUACCAUCACGGAAAGCAAGUUCCUAUCUCAACAGACCAUGGGCUGAAUUGAUACGCAAUGAAAGAGGCAGCUCGACAGUUCAAGCAGACAAGGACAAAUUCCAGGUCGUACUUGACGUUCAACAAUUUGAACCAAACGAAAUAGACGUUAAGGUUGUCGACAAAUUCGUUGUCGUUACGGCGAAACAUGAAGAAAAGCGGGACGAACAUGGUUGGGUCUCUCGUCAAUUCACUAGAAAAUAUCUGAUCCCGGAACAAUGUGAUCUCGAUCAAGUGACAUCGAAACUAUCAUCGGAUGGUGUUCUUACUAUCAGCGCACCAAGGAAGGAUCAACAAAAUGCAGGAAAUGAACGAGUGAUCAACAUAGAACAUACUGGUAAACCGGCAAUUCAAACGAAGUCACCUAAGCAGCCACAACAACAAGCCGAAGAAAAUGAAAAGAAGAAGUAAAAGUUCCAUCACGGAAUGAUAUCUCUGUCAUUUAUUGUAUUUCUGCCAUUUAGAAUGUACUCACGUAUUUAUCAAUCAAUUAUGAAAUUAUGUUAUAGUAUUUAUGUUAUCAAAACUUAAAAGUUAUAUUCAUGAUUGUUA